AUGAAUGUGAGAUAUAUCGAUAUUAAACUAAGGAAUACAAAAUUAAAAUUCUAGGCAGAUUACAAACCAGAAUAAAAAGUAAUUGACAUAAUAAACAAAUUAAUUUUUGACUUGAAAUUGCCCAGAAAUACACCCAAUCCGAAGCUAUUUUUUAAAGGAAAAAGUUUAGACUAUUCUAAAACUUUUGAUCAAUAGGGAAUCUCCUAGCUUCAAGAAGUUGAAUUAGAAUUCAUUGAGAAAAUUGUAGUCACUGUCCAUAAUGAGAAAUUGGACAACCAAAAUCUAAAAUGUGAUGUUACCAAUACCAUGAAUGAAUUAGGUUCUAUUCUACUUAAGAAAUUAAACUUUAGAUAAGAUUAUGAGGUUCGCUUUUCCAUGAACGACUAAAUCCUUAACAGUGGGAGAAAUUUAAUCGAAGUAGCACCUUGGGAAAAUUUAACAUAUUAGAUAUUCUCAUAACAUUAAUUCAUUUACGAUUCAUAAUAAUAUCAACUCGAAAUUGAUAUUACCAAUUCGGUGUCGAAUUUAUGCAAAACAAUCAGCCAAAUGAUAAAUAUAGAUAGUGAAUGGAUCCAAAUAGAUUAAAUGAAUAAAGAUGACCCUUUCUAUUUAUAUCAAGUGAGCCCCAACACAGAAUUAAAAUUACGCAUUGUAGAAAUUCAAAAUAAUAAAUAAGUUACUAUCUCCAUUGUUCAUGACCAAGUUACUCGAUAAAUGACAAUACUCAAAGAUGAAACAAUAGGAACACUAAUGAAUAAAAUCAAAACCUCCUUUUUCCCUCAAAGUUAUUCUUAAGUCAAUGUGAAAUUGGUCUUCAACAACAUUGAAUUGUCUAAUAACUACACUAUCAAUCAAUGCUAAAUUGUGAAUAAUGAUGUCAUCAAAUUGAUUGUUGCUAAUAUGCCGGAGAAAAUCUAAAUUUGCUUCCAACAUAAAGAAAAACCAGAACUCAAGAAGAAAAUUAAAAUCUCAUUAGAUGAAUAAUUGUCAUUAAUAGAUAAAUAAGUAUUCAAUAAUAAAUAAAUGGAAUACUUUUAUUAAGGCAGAUAAUUAGACAAGAAAGAAACUUUCCGUUAAUUAAAAAUCACACAAAAUGACACUGUUAUUGAAUAUAAACCAAUAGAGGGCGUAUAGCUUUUACUUAAGUUCUAAAAUCUUGAGUAACAAAACCCAGUCCAAAUUUAAGCAUUAUCUAAUGAAUUACUAUCCAAAUACAUUUAUGAUUUGACAGGAAGAGAAAGCAAUGAAGUUUGGGUGAGUUGUAAAAAUUAAACUAUUGAUGAUAUCGAAUAAACCUUUGCUGCUCUAUAAAUUUAGAAUGAUUUGAUAUUUUAUCAACCCAAAUAGAUUCUAUUGUAAGUGUAAUACAAGGAUAAUCUUUAUGACAUCUAUUAAAAAAGAGACAAAUGUGUUAUUGAUUUGCUUGAUUAUCUGAGAGAUUAUUUUUAAAUUGAUGAAUCAUAAGAUUUUGAACUAUAAUACGGGAAUGAAACUGUACAAGGUGAAUUAUUGUGUUAAAAAUUAUGGGCAGCAUGUAAGAAGUGUUAUAAAAUCGUACCUAUUAAAAAUGGCUAAAAUGAUACACAAACCAAAACAUAUAAGAUUUACAUCAUAAACCAAGACAAAUAAAUUGAGUUUAAGAUGAAUCCUACAAGAACAAUAUCGGAUUUGAAACAAGCAUUCUUAUCUCAAUAUUCUUAUCCUAAAAAUCAACCAAUUGAUUUCAGCGUAAGAAAUCAACCCGAUACUCUUCUUAAUGAAGAGGUUCAAUUGAAUACCUUGAAUGUUUGCGAGUUCCAAAUUUUAGUUAAAGAUUAUAUUAAUGUAAGAGUAUUUGAUAGAAUAAAAAAGGAUGAAUCUUACUUUGAAAUUAUUUUCAAAUCCAAAAUUUCAAUUCUGAUUUAGAAUUUAAAAUUGGAAAAUUACAAAUGCAAUUUCUAUUUUUAGAACAAUCAAAUCAAUUAAGAGAAGACUUUUUCAGAAAUAGAAUUUUAUGAUCUUAAUACAAUUGAGUAUGAAGUUCUGAGAAAUUAGGUUUAGUAGUUGAUUCAAGUUAUUGUAAUUGAAAAGAAUUAGUAAUAAGAAAUUGAAUUGCUUGAAGAUUAGACAGUCAAAGAUGUAAGACAAGCUUUAAAUCUUAGAGGUGAUAAUGAAAUAGAACUAUUAUUAAGUAAUCAGAGUGCAGCCAAAGAUGAAUAAAAGUUAAAGGAUAUUGCAGAGAAUGGAAAGUUGACAUUGAAUAUAAAAGCUAAGAUCAAUAAUCCAGUAGAGCCAAAUAACCAAGAAAAUAAAUGCCUAUUAAAUAUCUCCAUUAAAGACAAGAGACAUGAAAUAGAAUUCGAGAAAAAUAAAACGGUGGAAGAUCUAAGAUAACAUAUCAUACAAUAAUUUCAAUAAUAGAGUGACAUUGUUAUUAGGAAAGGGAAUACUAUUCUGAAUCCUUCCGAUCCUAUUCCUGUAACAUUUGAAUUUUUAAUUGUAUCUCCACUAACGAUAAAGGUGAUCAUAAAAAUCAAUACAAAAAAUAAUCAAAUACAUUAAAGAUAGUUCAAGCCUAAUUAAAAAGUAGGGGAUAUUAUUUUGGAUUUUGUUAGAUAACAUAAUAUCAAAGGCAACACCAUAAAUUUAGCAUUGAAUGGUUAAGUUCUAGAUGUUAACAAGACUCUAAAAGAAUUAGGAGUAAUAGAUGGUACAGAAUUGAACCUAUUGAAUUGAAAUAUAUAUAUUAAUU
Molecule: messenger RNA, 2731 nt
Organism: Paramecium octaurelia
Lineage: Eukaryota; Ciliophora; Oligohymenophorea; Peniculida; Parameciidae
Source: the annotation of a GenBank genome assembly